Messenger RNA from Melampsora larici-populina 98AG31, 837 nucleotides. RefSeq lists its product as uncharacterized. NCBI's taxonomy places the organism in Eukaryota, Fungi, Basidiomycota, Pucciniomycetes, Pucciniales, Melampsoraceae. The record is from RefSeq and is a predicted model, not a curated record. Bases 1 to 837 code for a protein of 278 amino acids. The transcript has 2 exons.
AUGCACGAUAUCGGUCAAAUCAUUACGAUGUGUAGCAAAACGUUAACCAGCUUAAGAUUCGUAUUCCGGACAUCAGUUGGGUUCUCCCCAAGCAUCAUAGGAGCUGUGAAGCAAGUCGAAAAUCUCAAGGUCUUAAACAUUAUUGGUGGCUCGUUCGGAACUCCAAUCAACGACUUGGAGUCGCUGAAGGACCUUCUCGAGGCCACUCUAAGACUACAGUCAUUGUCUCUCGAACUUGGUUUCCUACAACGACUACAUAUCAGCCCUGAGUCACUGCGUUAUCUUGAGCAUUUGUCGGUGAAGUGCACCUCAAACAACUCUGACGCUCUGGCCCAUCUCUGCAAAUUUCAUGGCAAAAACAUUAAAUGCUUGGAAUACAUACCUCACCACGAUCGUGAUCAAGCUACUUCAAUGCUGUUGGCCGUACGAUCCACGAUCAAAAUUCUCUUCACCGACUCCGUGCCUAAUUCGCUAGCAGUCAACGUCCGCAAUGUGACGUUUCCACUAUUAAAAGUGGUGUGCACGCUCGAACCACCCACAGGGCAUCGGGAUCUUCGAUGGCUUGAGUCUGAGUUCUUCCGAAAUAUGAAAAUCAUGAUCACAAAUUACGAUCACUCGAAUGACUACUGGCAUGUGAUGCUGAGAAACUACAAUGGCGCGUCGUUGACCACACCACCUGACUUCAAGCAUAUUAUCUUUGUCACGCAAGAUGGUGUCAAUAUCGAAGAUCGUCCUUUAGCUCAGAGAUUUGAAGUUUAUGGGAUUUGCUGUGUUUUCAGAGCUCAAUUGUCGUACUCAGAAAUAAUGCAUGGUGCCUGUGCUUAUUCUGGCUUUUGA